UUGAUCUCUCUCGUUUUAGUUGAAGUGCCCAGAAAUUUUCGUCUUUUGGAAGAGCUUGAAGACGGCCAAAAAGGGAAAGGUGAUGGGAACAUAUCUUGGGGACUUGAAAAUGAUGAAGACAUGAGUCUUACUCAUUGGACAGGAAUGAUUAUUGGCCCACCUAGGACGCCUUUCGAAUCACGAAUUUAUAAUCUUCGUCUUGAAUGUGGCCCAAAUUAUCCGCGAGAAGCUCCAGUUGUUCGUUUCACUACAAAGAUUAAUCUUAAUGGUGUUAACCAGCACACCGGAACGGUGGAUAAACGAUUCGUUACUUCUCUUCGCCAGUGGAACAGUACAUUUUAUAUAAAGACAAUUUUGGAGGAUAUAAGGAAAAAUAUGAUGACUGCUAAAGAAAACAUGAAGCUCCCGCAACCUCCAGAGGGUGCAUCAUAUUAG
Molecule: messenger RNA, 435 nt
Organism: Enterobius vermicularis (human pinworm)
Lineage: Eukaryota; Metazoa; Nematoda; Chromadorea; Rhabditida; Oxyuridae
Source: the annotation of a GenBank genome assembly